AUGAACUGUGAGGUUUGCCAGCUCAAGGAGCUGGAACUCGAGUAUUUCGAGAUACGCGAGGUUUUGCGAUGCAUAUUGCACACUAUCGUCUUUCACCGUGCCUUGGGUCUUGUGCGCCCUAAAGAUGUUGACUUGGAGCUUUUUGAUGUAACUUAUGUGCAAUGUGGAGAGGCAGAGCUUGAGAAGAAAAUAGAUGAGAAGAUUGAGCAGUUUGUUUGUUGGGUGGAGAAGCAUCCAAACAAAAAGAGUCAGAUAUGUUUAUCUUUCUAUGAGGUGAAGAACAAACAGGCUUCUUGGUUCAGUAACAAGAUUGAACGUCUGUAUUGGGAGCAGUGGUAUAUUAAUCUGAAUGUGGCUCAGCAUCUGAAGCCACAUUCUAGCAAGUAUCAUCAUCCCAAAGUUGUAGAUCCAGGAGAGGGAGCAAUGGAGGAUAGAAAUGCUCGAAGUGCAGCACUGGAGGCAUCACUUCGUGAGGUUUUAUUCCAGAUAAUUAAAUUUGUUAAUGAGAAGAAGGAUCAUGUUCCACCAAUUCCAAAUCUUGAGGGUGCUGUUUCAUUUCCCUAUGAAAUUACAAUACCUAGCUCUGAUUCUGAGGCAGUGUUCUACUUUGAUUGUGUUGAUAACAUGAUGCCUUUCAAGUUAGGGGCAAUCAAGUAUGAGAUAAAAGUUGAGUUGCAUUUGUCAAUUUUCUGUGUUUUCCACCAUCGUCAGUCAGCAACUGUUGUUGCAGUAAUACUUUUCAUCCACUGUGCUCUGUUCUCUGUUGUUUCAUAUGUUCAUCAAGAGAGUCUCAGGCUUCCCUUCCCGUUGCACCAAGUUACUUCUCUGUUUGAAAAUUAUGCUGAACCCUGUGCUAUCAAUGACCAGUUCAUCGGAUUCUGCAUUUGGGAUGGACAUGAUCAAGAGAAUGCUCCAGACAGGGCAUCCAACGAUGCUAAGUUGAUUGUCAUAGUCUUUAGAGCGGUCUAUGGGGUUAAAUGGAUUCUUGGUCAUAUGUUUAGGCUGGAAGUAUGCUACUGA
This is a messenger RNA of Sphenostylis stenocarpa, 1020 nucleotides long. Lineage: Eukaryota; Viridiplantae; Streptophyta; Magnoliopsida; Fabales; Fabaceae. The record is from the annotation of a GenBank genome assembly.